Bombyx mandarina (wild silkworm) is the source of this 1820-nucleotide messenger RNA. RefSeq names its product purine nucleoside phosphorylase. Gene Ontology annotation, biological process: nucleoside metabolic process. NCBI's taxonomy places the organism in Eukaryota, Metazoa, Arthropoda, Insecta, Lepidoptera, Bombycidae. Gene Ontology annotation, molecular function: purine-nucleoside phosphorylase activity. The record is from RefSeq and is a predicted model, not a curated record. Gene Ontology annotation, cellular component: cytoplasm.
GCUCGCAGUGAUCGAAUCGAAAUAUAAAAUUGCCGGAGAGCGCUGACCAGUUCAUUGGUAACUCAGACAUCGGGCACUGAACAUCGUUCUAUUUAUUUUUCGCUUUAAUUUUUCGAUAACUAAGUGUGGUAAUGGCACCUAUAAACGCGAACGAUAUCGUGGAGAAAAAUUGUUUGGUCACGCAGAAGGUCUUGCCGGAAAUCGGAUCUGAUUGUAAUGGAAAUGAAAAAACUGGAUAUUCUUAUGAAACAUUAGUGGAGACCGCAAAUUUCUUGCUGUCGAGAAUAUCAGAGAAACCGAACAUUGGCAUCAUUUGCGGCUCUGGGAUGGGUUCACUAGCAGAAAGUAUAACAGACGGGGUAAGAAUACCAUACGAAGAUAUUCCAAACUUUCCCAUAAGCACAGUGGAGGGUCAUCAUGGUCAGCUUGUUUUCGGUCACAUAGAAGGAGUGUCCGUCGUUGCUAUGCAGGGCCGUUUUCAUUACUACGAAGGAUAUCCACUGUGGAAGUGUUGUCUACCAGUGCGAGUGAUGAAACUGUUGGGAGUGAAAAUUUUAAUAGCGACUAACGCUGCAGGCGGCCUUAACCCUAACUACAAAAUUGGUGAUCUGAUGAUUGUAAGAGAUCACAUCAACAUGAUGGGUUUUGCUGGCAACAAUCCUUUGCAUGGACCCAAUGACGAGAGGUUUGGACCUAGAUUCCCCCCUAUGAACAAAGCCUAUAAUUAUGAAUUUAGAAAAAUUGCUAAAGAGGUUGCGAAGGAAUUAAACAUCGAUCAUAUUGUAAGGGAAGGAGUUUAUACAUGUUUGGGCGGUCCAAAUUUCGAGACAGUCGCCGAAUUGAAUAUGUUAAAGAUGGUUGGAGUAGACGCUGUUGGCAUGUCUACUGUUCACGAGGUUAUCACAGCUAGACACUGCGACAUUAAGGUAUUCGGAUUAUCUCUGAUUACGAAUGAAUGCAUUACUAAUUACGAUCAAGAUGCAGAAGCUAAUCACGAGGAAGUUCUUGACGUAGGCCGUAUGAGGCAGGAAAUGCUCCGAAAAUAUGUAUCCUGUCUUGUUAAGAAAUUCUCACAGGCCGACCCUGAUGCACCAUGAAAUGAUGUUCAAUAUGUAUAUAAUGUAUAAAACACAAAGGAUAGGGCUUAUGAAAGAGAUCUGCGGACAAAAAUAGUCUAUACUUAACAUCUAUUCUAUGGCCCCCAUUUAAAGGUCAUAAUUAUUUUUAAAACUGAUUUUUAUACACACUUACUUAGUACAAUUAUGAUCCAAUUAUGGCCGUCUGCUAGAAAUAUAUAAUUAAGAGUCACGAAUAAUUUUUAAUUUACAAUUAUUGUAAUUUAAAAAUUAAAAUUAAAAAGAUCCGUGUUCCGUUAUAGUCAAAACCCAAAUCUAAAACUUUGUUUUAUCUGUUAACUUUGUUUAAGAACUUUAAUGCUUUUCUCUUUUUGUUAAAUACGCUUUUGAUGUGUGUAAUUAAGGAAAUAUUAUUUUCGUUUUCUAUUUUUUUCAUGGUCAUUGGCAUUAAUAUUUAUACGAAUUCAAUAAGUUAGUAAUUUUGAGAUAUAGAUAUUUACUUGUUUCCUAGGUUUUUUAUUUUGAUUAGUAUGUAAUUGUCUAGAAUUAUGUCUUUAGAUUAAAAUUCCUUUUUCACCUGUGUAUUCAUUUUGUAUGAAUACAUAUUAUGUAUCUCAAAACACUAUUUGUUAAAAACGUUUAUGAGGUCAAAAUUAUAUAAUUUAUGAAAAAAUGUACAUUAUCUAUUUAUAAACAGUGAUACGAUUAUUUUGUAAGCUUUUUACUAUACUAAUUUCAUAUUAC